AUGUCCAUCAGCGGAGAUAUUCGUGUCGUCGUCGGUAUAGAUUUCGGCACUACUUAUUCGGGAUUCUCGUACACACAUAUAUCACAUCCAAUAAUCAUAACCAACGAGGAAUGGCCUGAAAAAAUUGGACAAUUAAAGACUAAUACAGUAUUAAAAUAUAAAGAUGAAAAUUUUGAAGAAGUCGAUUGUUGGGGAUAUCCAGCAUUGUAUAAAUCUCCUAUUGAAUUAUUUAAAUUACAUUUGGGUGAUAUACCAGAAUCAGAAAAGCCUUAUCUUCCAUCUAAAUUAAGUUAUAAGAAAGCUAUUACUGAUUAUCUUCGAGAAAUUGGAAAGUUGAUUAAAAAGACCGUGUCAACUCGAUGGCCUGGUAUUGAAUGGCACCAAGUACUUUUUGUUAUGGCAGUUCCAGCGGAAUUUCCAGAAAGAUCGAAGAAAAUAUUGAGAGAAUGCGCAUACGAUGCUAAUUUAAUUAGUAACAAAAAGACAUAUAAACUACAAUUCACUACCGAACCCGAGGCAGCGGCAAUAUAUUGUAUAGAUAAAAUUCCUGAAACUGAAAUCGAUAAUUAUAUCGGAAGAUCAUUCUUGGUCGUUGAUUGUGGUGGUGGAACUGUUGAUUUAACAAUUCGUAAACUAUUAAAGAAGGAUGAACUUGAUGAAGUAACUAUAAGGACAGGAGAUUACUGUGGUGGUACUUGUAUCGACCAAGAAUUUAUAAAAUUUCUUGAAUCAAAAGUUGGAGAAUUAGCAAUUAGUCGUUUAAUUGAAAAUCAUUAUGGAAAGUAUCAAUAUUUAAUACAAGAAUUUUGUAGAAUUGUCAAAUUGUCUUUUACUGGCAUUGAGGAAGAAUAUAAAAAUUAUGAAUUGGAUAUUGAGCAAGACUGUCCAAUAUUAAAACAAUACAUUACAGGAUCAAAGAAGAAUCGUUUAGAAGAUGAUGAUUGGCUCAUUGGACUUGGAUUUGAUGAUGUUAAAAAUAUGUUUGAUCCAGUUAUCAGUAAAAUUACUAAAUUAAUUCAUAAUCAACUUGAUCAUGAUAAAACAUGUUCAACCAUAUUUUUAGUUGGAGGAUUUAGUGAAUCAAAAUAUUUACAGGAAAGAAUAAGAAAAGAAUUUAUGGUUCGAGUUGAUAACAUUAUAAUACCUCAUCAACCAAUUGCUGCUGUUGUACGUGGUGCAGUAAGAUAUGGAACCAACAAAAAGCUUAUUAAGAAUAGAGUAUUGAAAUAUACUUACGGAAGAUCAACUCUUAGACCGUACAAUGAAAGCAUUGAUACACUUGAUAGAAAAAGAGAUAGUGGAUAUGUUUUAGUUUUUAAGCCAUUAGCCAGAAAAGGAACAACCGUUGAAGUCGGUCAAAAAUUUUUUCAAACUUCUCACCCAGAAAAUAGUGACCAAGAAAAAAUGUGGUGUCGGAUUUUAAUUACAGACAAUGAGAGUGCAAGAUAUUGUGAUGAUGAUGGUGUAAAAGAAUUGGGAGACUUUAUUAUUGAUUUACCAGAUAAACAACUUGGUAAAGACAGGAAAGUUUAUUUUGAAUUAUGUUUUGGAGAAAUGGAAAUUAGAGCAUAUGCAAAGAAUGAGUACAAUGGGAACGAAUAUAGUGCCACUUUCAAUUAUUUCGAUGAAAAUAUCGCUAAAGUAGCAGAUGAAAAAUUUUCUUGA
Rhizophagus irregularis DAOM 181602=DAOM 197198 is the source of this 1665-nucleotide messenger RNA. The record is from RefSeq and is a predicted model, not a curated record. Lineage: Eukaryota; Fungi; Glomeromycota; Glomeromycetes; Glomerales; Glomeraceae.